Messenger RNA from Bombyx mandarina (wild silkworm), 450 nucleotides. RefSeq lists its product as uncharacterized. NCBI's taxonomy places the organism in Eukaryota, Metazoa, Arthropoda, Insecta, Lepidoptera, Bombycidae. The record is from RefSeq and is a predicted model, not a curated record.
AUGGGUCUGGUCAAUAGUAAAGACUUCCUAAAAAAGAAGGUUGAUGAGGCCACAAGUAACUCAAGCCUAUCAAAUCUACGUUACGUAAUAACCGAGAAACCAAAAUGGAAAGUUUUCAAGAAGAGAGAAGCUGUAGCAAUCCCGGCGUACACAGCCUUGAAGCCUUUGAAAGGUUGUCCGUGUGGUAACAGCGGUCCUUGCAAACAAAAAGUCACGCCCAAAGGAGUCACAAUACAUUAUCCGCAGAAAAAAAAGAAAUUUUCCGCAUUCGGCACAAAAUCUAGACGGAACAUACCGGGGAAAACUGAAAAAGGACCAUACGCACCAAAUCAAAGGGUCACUCCCAAUGUCAAAGUGAUUCGACCAAGAAAAUUCCCUACGUGGAGACUCGAUAAGAUUUCUUAUAACACCUACAGAACACCCGUCAUUACUCCAAGGACGUAUCGUUAA